This is a messenger RNA of Arabidopsis lyrata subsp. lyrata, 1592 nucleotides long. Its product is annotated as ankyrin repeat-containing protein BDA1. NCBI's taxonomy places the organism in Eukaryota, Viridiplantae, Streptophyta, Magnoliopsida, Brassicales, Brassicaceae. The record is from RefSeq and is a predicted model, not a curated record. The transcript has 2 exons. Bases 81 to 1460 code for a protein of 459 amino acids. Gene Ontology annotation, molecular function: protein binding.
UAGUUAUCAUUUCGUAGCCAAUUAAGUUUCAUAUUUAAUCAUCAAAAAUAACUAGCAUCGUCGUUCUCCUCUCUUAGCUAAUGGAUCAAAGAUCAUUAGAAACUGCUGCUAAAUCUGGAAACAUUGGUCUACUAUACGAAUUGAUCCAUGAAGAUCCAUACGUUCUCGACAAAAUCGAUGAUGUGCCCUUCGUUAAUACUCCUCUCCAUGUGGCAGCCGUCGCUGGAAAAACAGAGUUCGCCAUGGAAAUGAUGAACUUGAAACCAUCUUUUGCUCGGAAACUUAACGCAGACGGACUUACGCCAUUACACCUCGCUGUCGAUCAUAGUCACUUCUGGUUAGUACUUGACGUAGUUAAGGCUGAUCCAAGCCUUGUUCGUUUUAAAGGGAGACAUGGUAUGACACCAUUGCUAGUUGCAGUAAGCAAAAAGAAGAUUGAUCUGAUAUCAGAAUUCUUCUUGGUUUGCCCCGAAAGCAUUGUGGACGCAAACGUGAACGGAGAAAACGCUCUUCACAUCGCCUUGAGUAACUACGACCAAAGAGAAGGAUUAAGCGUUAUUAAAGUUCUCAUGGGAUGGAUCCUAAGAUUGUGUCAAAAAGAUGCAGAGUGGAUCGAGACAAGAGUCAUAAACCGAAGAGACAAAGACGGUAACACACCUUUACAUCUCGCGGCGUACGAGAACAAUCUUCAAGCUAUGAAAUUGAUGUUAGAGAGUUCAAAGAUUAACGUCAACAUCGAGAACAAGACCGGUUUAACCGUUCUCGACAUUGCUGCAUUACACAAUAACAGAGAGACAGAGAGAAUGGUUAAGAGACAUGGUGGAGAACGUUCGGUUUCUCUGGUUAAGAUUAAGACAACAUCGGAUCUACUCGCGUCGCAGCUUUCUUGGAGAGAAUCGAGACGGACAAAGAAGAUUCGGUUUUAUUCUUGGAUCUCUGAAGAGAGAAGAAACGCUCUUUUAGUGGUCGCAACUCUCAUAGUCACAGCUACUUAUCAGACCGUUCUCCAACCUCCCGGAGGCGUAUCUGAUGGGAGCGGUCAAAACGGUGGAACUGGAACAAGCGGUACGAAAGCGGGUUCAGUGGUUAUGGACGAGGUCUACUUUAUCUGGUUAUGGUUAUGGAACAGUGCGGGUUUCUACUUUGCCAUUGAGAUGAUGAUACGUUUGUUGAGUUUAGGACAAGAGAGUAUGUUUUGGUAUUAUCCUCUGUUCGUUCCUCUGCUCUUGGCUUACUCUGUUGCAGGGGAUGUGAUCAAGCCGAACGCAAGAGCGUACACGAUCGCAGGUGUGGGUGCGAUAGUGGUUCUUAUAAUUUGGGGAUUGGUAGUUUGGUUUUGGGAAUGGGUGCAGUCUAAGAGAACCAAGGUGCGUGGACCCAAGAGUGGAUUGGUUUGGGAAGGUUUCACUACGUUGGAUCAAGCUAGAGGUUUUGCGCCUAAUCGGUAUGGGAUUAGGUAAUUUUAUUUCCUCUUGUUAUUUUAUUGUUGUUUUUGUAUUUUUAUUCUAUAAUGUAUAAAAUCUCUACUACUAGCUCGAGAUAAACAGAUUUACAUGAAAUCUCUGUUUAUUAUUUGCAUAAUAUUUACUCUA